Molecule: messenger RNA, 1713 nt
Organism: Nothobranchius furzeri (turquoise killifish)
Lineage: Eukaryota; Metazoa; Chordata; Actinopteri; Cyprinodontiformes; Nothobranchiidae
Gene: ube2d3
Product: ubiquitin-conjugating enzyme E2D 3
Biological process (GO): protein polyubiquitination
Cellular component (GO): nucleus
Molecular function (GO): ubiquitin conjugating enzyme activity
Source: RefSeq, a predicted model, not a curated record
CGCCUCACGUCAUAAAAUCUCACACACGUAUGAGGACAGGCACCAGUUACCUAACGGCAUCGACCGAAACCAAGAGAGGAGCAGCGCUGCCUGCCAGCUUGAUAUACGCACGUACACAGCCUCGAGAGUAGUCUCUAAUAAUCUAAUUCGGGGCGUCGAAACGGCGUGAAGAUCGCUAAAUAACUAGUGAGCGUCGUGUGGUUCUUUAACAAUUCUGCGUAUACGUAGUUUUAGCACGCUAGCAAGCUAACUACGCUAGCGAGAAAAAGGCCGUCGAGUUGACCCAGUCUCGGUGACGCUUAAUAAAACGAUUCACUUCGGCACAAGUUAGCCCUUUAUUAUUGCGAGAGAAAAACAUUUAUUCGUCAGACAACAUCGAGAGAGGAUGGCUUUGAAAAGGAUCCACAAGGAACUGAAUGACCUGGCCCGUGACCCCCCAGCACAGUGCUCAGCUGGCCCCGUGGGUGAUGACAUGUUUCACUGGCAAGCCACAAUCAUGGGGCCUAGUGACAGUCCAUAUCAGGGAGGAGUUUUCUUCUUGACAAUUCAUUUUCCAACAGACUACCCUUUCAAACCACCCAAGGUUGCUUUUACAACAAGAAUUUACCACCCAAAUAUUAACAGUAAUGGCAGUAUCUGUCUGGAUAUUCUCAGAUCACAGUGGUCUCCUGCACUUACUAUUUCUAAAGUUCUUCUCUCCAUUUGCUCACUGCUAUGUGACCCAAACCCUGAUGACCCACUAGUGCCAGAGAUCGCACGAAUCUACAAAACAGAUAGUCAGAAGUACAAUAAACUAGCUCAGGAGUGGACAACCAAGUAUGCCAUGCUUUAGGAUACAUCAAAAUGGCAAAAGAAUGGACACAAAAGUACGCAAUGUGAGGGUGUCGCCUGGAAGCGGGUGGAAAUGUUGCUGGUUCAAACGUCAAAUUAUGGGAUUCUGUUUUUCCUUUUCACUUAGUUUUGUUUUUUGGUUAAUCAAUGCAUUUUAUCCUGUUUUUGUUUUAAUUUUUCCCACCUGCGUGCUCAUAAGAAGAUAGUGUUUCCUCUCUAGGUCAUAAACCAGUUUCUGUCAAGUACAAACUCCUUUUUAUAACGAAAAAUACAAUGGUGGCUCAGCCACAGAUUGGUCAUCCUGAUUUCCUCUGCGCACACUUAGACCCUGAUGCAGUUCACCUUCCCACGCUGAUGAUGAGGAGGAUCCAGCUGGUCACCAGGCUGGUUCCCCUCCUCUCCAGUCUAGACCUUAAGGAGCAUUUUGCCCUCCUAAGAAUUAGAAGUGGUUGGUGUAUGUCUGCUGUAUUUGAUUGGGAAAAUUACAAAUGGUGUAACACAGGUUCUGCUCACUAGGAUAAGAGUUCUGAGUUGUAUCUUAUUCCAAGUGUGUACAGAGAAGCACAGCAGUAUAUAUCCAUGUUAAAACUAAAUAUAAGACUUCAUGUUGUAUUUAAUGCAUGUUAAUAAAGGUAGGCUGUUAUUUCUGAUGUUUCUGCUAAUAAACUGGAUUGUAAGGUUGAAUCAUUGGACAAAGCUGGUUCCCUUUCUUUUGUUCCCCCUUUAGUUUCCUAGGAGCCGUAGAUGAGCAGAUAGUUUUACGCCCACUCGAACACUGUCUUCUUGUAGCCAUGGGGUCUCGAUGCAAAGCUGAUGGUUGAUAAUCAACUGGUGGCUCUGUUUCUUUUAGUUUUACCUUCAAUAAAGUUACUUCAACCAUAA